AUGGCUUCUAAGCGGUUUGUUGGCGCCAUAGCAAUCUUGGCAUUUGUUCUUGCAGUUGUGGCCAUGACAACAGAGUUUGCUCUACUAAAAGUAUUACGGUCGAUUCUCAUACAUGCAGUCUUCAAUUACACGGCGGGACGGUACAAUGUCAUCAAAGUGAAUGCUAUGUCCUUCACGAACAGCACUAUACCACCAGCAAAUGAAGCUCUUUCCACUGGAAAUGAUAAGCUUGCCAUCACUGUAUUAGAAGAGUCAGCGUCUCCUGCACCGGCCUCCUCCACCCCCACAACACCAGCACCCAGCUCUGCUCAUGGGAUCUCUGGGUCCGGGUAUCAUCUUCUGAUGGCAGCCAUGGUUGUUGUUGCAUUCCUAGCUGUUUGGCCUGUUUUUACUCCAGAAGAACCUUAG
This is a messenger RNA of Vitis vinifera (wine grape), 408 nucleotides long. Its product is annotated as blue copper protein 1a-like. The record is from RefSeq and is a predicted model, not a curated record. The coding region runs from base 1 to 408 and encodes 135 amino acids. The transcript is spliced from 3 exons. NCBI's taxonomy places the organism in Eukaryota, Viridiplantae, Streptophyta, Magnoliopsida, Vitales, Vitaceae.